Molecule: messenger RNA, 1203 nt
Organism: Nicotiana tabacum (common tobacco)
Lineage: Eukaryota; Viridiplantae; Streptophyta; Magnoliopsida; Solanales; Solanaceae
Product: RNA-binding protein 2
Molecular function (GO): RNA binding
Source: RefSeq, a predicted model, not a curated record
ACUUCGAUCUUAAAGCAGUUCAGUUCGGUGUUGGUAAUUAACUAUUGUCAGAGUGACAUGGCGGAUGCUUAUUGGAGGGUCAGCGACGGCCGGAUACAGCCGGCUUCUCUUCCUCCGGUCGCCGGAAAACGCCCUCGGACCGAGUAUGAUGUUUCAAGUCGUCCUGAGAUGCCUGGUUAUUAUGGCCGCAAUGGUGAACAAGGAACGCAUCAUGCCAUUAGGGAUACGGAUCCUAUUGAGGCAUCCUAUGAACAAUACUUGCGAAGUGGGCAAACUUCCUCCUAUGCUGGUGGUGAAUCCGCGAGAUCCAUGGGUAAUGGAGUAACCAGUCAUCCUAUUGAUGAUCCGCGUGUUAUGGGUAUCAUGGGAUCAGAAGCAGUUGCUGCUAAAAGCAGGACCAUUGGGAUGGGAGGUGUUAGACCACAAAUUCCUCUUCCUCCUAAUGCUAGCAAUACAUUGUUUGUUGAAGGGUUGCCAGCUAAUUGCACCCGAAGAGAGAUGUCACAUAUAUUUCGACCAUUUGUAGGUUACAGAGAAGUUAGACUUGUGAUCAAAGACUCACGACAUCCAGGAGGCCAUCCGUUGGUUCUUUGCUUUGUUGAUUUUGUGAGUCCAGCCCACGCAGCUACUGCAAUGGAUGCCUUACAAGGUUAUAAAUUCGAUGAUCAUGACCGUGAUUCGGUCAACUUAAGGCUGCAAUAUGCUCGCAAUCCUGCUGCUCGGUCAGGUGGUGGGCAUCGCACAAGACGUUAAAUUAUGCGUCUUUACAGGACCAACUUGACUUUGGAGACUACGUAUUUAGAUGUUACACCAGCUUUUGCAGUUGUGUACUACACCUCUCUCUGAAAGGGUUUCAUUAGGACUGGCCUUUUCUAUUUGCAUAGGAAGAAAUGGUAGUUGGAUAUUAAUAUUUAGCUUCCCUUUCCGCGUCAAUGUUGGUGUCGUCCUUUGCUGUGGACGGGUGGUGUUAUAAAUCAUCUCCUGAUAGAUGAAGAUGAUUGUUUUAUCUGGUGGUUAGGAUGUUACCAUACUGUUGUAAUGAUAAAUGGGAGGUGCUGCCUACUAAUUUUUAGAGUUGCUUGUUUGAUCAUGUGGUAAAUUGUUCGAAUUCAUCUUUAGAUUUGCUAAACAACUUAUUAUGACAUAGCCAUUAGCCCAUUUCAGGGUUCUAUUUGAUGAGCUAUUGAUUUCUAUUUUGUCUGA